GGUCAGUCCAGUCCAAUGCAUGUACCCCGGCCUAACUGGGUUGUGAAGGGGGUUGUGGGCUCAGUUUGAGAGCGCGCUUGAGCUGCUCGUGCCACAAGAGGAGAUUUGCAAAGAUGCGUUAGCGAAAAAACGGCACCAUAUUUCAAUGUCGUUAUUAUUUCCUCUUCUAUUUUUUUACCACUAAUUUUAAGUUUGUUUCGAAACGAAUGAUGACAUGGACUUUGCAUGACGAGGAAGGCAUUUAAUAUCGGAUGUCAACAGCAUUUUACGCGCCGGUUAAACACGGCGGAAGGGAUGCACUUGCUGCUGACACUUUUUGACGAAUGUCAAUUUAGCAUUGCUUAUUUGUUGGGAAACUCUAUUUCAUUGUGAUACGGUGUUUAGUUGCAUGCAUUAGCGUUUAUACAAUCGUUGUCAGUAUUAGUUUGUGGCCGUAAUUAUUUGAACCGCCUGACAAACAUCAACGUCAUUGAUGUAGGACAAGAAGACUGAUUCAUCCGUGCAUUGCUUGAUCCAUUCUUGAAAACAGUUCCUUCUGGACAAGAUCUGGGGAUGAGUAGAUGGGUUAUUAGACAACCAUUACCGGGUUUAUGUAGGUCGGCUCGGUCUUCACUUAACGUUGAAUAAUUCGGCUAUACCGCAGUAAAGCCUCAACCAUGUAUGCUGGACGGAAAAGAAGAAAACCGGUGCAAAGAGACAUCGAAGUGAAAGACCAAAAAGAGAAACAGAAAGCUCCAUCUGAAGGGACCAAGUCUAACCCAUCAAAACGCCACCGGGACCGUCUGAACUCUGAGUUGGACCGUCUGGCCAGUCUACUGCCCUUCCCAGAGGAGGUCACCUCCAGCUUGGAUAAACUCUCUAUCUUACGGCUCAGCGUGAGCUAUCUGAGGACCAAGAACUUCUUCUCAGUUGCCCUGAAGACCCAGGCUUGCAAGGGUUUGAAGGCCAACGGUGGUAACCAUGACAGCAGCGAGACAACGGGAUUGGUGGACGGCUGGAUGUCCGAGGGUGAACUCCUAUUGCAGGCCCUUAAUGGUUUCAUCCUGGUCAUCACUGCAGACGGAGUCAUAUUCUACUCCUCUCACACCAUUCAGGAUUACCUGGGAUUCCACCAAACGGACGUGAUGCACCAGAGUGUGUUUGAUCUGAUCCACACUGAGGACCAGCAGGAGUUUAGGAGGAACCUGCACUGGGCUCUCAACCCCCCGGCCGUGCCCCAGCAGGUGGAGUCACCCCCAGAUGGAAAGCCGGUCCCCAGCUCGUCCCUGGUGACCUAUAACCCCGACCAGCUGCCUCCAGAGAACUCCUCCUUCCUGGAAAGGAACUUCGUCUGUCGCUUCCGCUGUCUCCUCGACAACUCUUCUGGCUUCCUGGCCCUGACCCUCCAAGGCCGUCUGAAGUUCCUGCAUGGCCAGAACUGCCGGCUGGAUGACGGCUGUAACGUGCCCCCCCAGCUGGCCCUGUUUGCCAUCGCUACCCCCCUCCAACCUCCAUCCAUCCUGGAGAUUAGGACCAAGAACAUGAUCUUCAGGACCAAACACAAGCUGGACUUCACCCCCAUGGCCUGCGACGCCAAGGGGAAGAUCGUGCUGGGCUACACCGAGGCUGAGCUCCGGGUUCGAGGCUCUGGAUACCAGUUUAUCCAUGCAGCUGAUAUGCUCUACUGUGCUGAGAACCACGUCCGCAUGAUUAAGACAGGGGAGAGCGGGCUGACGGUGUUCAGACUGCUCACUAAGGAUAACCGCUGGAGGUGGGUCCAAGCCAACGCCAGACUGGUCUACAAGAACGGCAAGCCUGACUACAUCAUCGCCACCCAGAGGCCCCUGGUGGAGGAGGAGGGAGGAGAGCACCUGAGGAAGCGUUCCAUGCACCUCCCCUUCACCUUCGCCACGGGCGAGGCCCUUCUCUACCAGAGUAGCUACCCCAUCCACGGCCUCACCGACUCACUCCAGGCUAAAGGCAAGACCAAAUCCAAGAAGGGCAAGCUGGACAAGAACCCGUCGAAGGAUAACGGUGGAAUGGACCCCAGCUCCCUGCUCGGGGCGCUGAUGAGGCAGGAUGAGUCAGUGUACGUGUGCCAACCAGCCGUCGAGCCCAAGAUGUCCUUCCACAGUAGUCUGUUUAGUGAGGGAGGUGAGGGGAAAGGGCAGAGCAGUGGAUACUAUAGCGGUGGCCCUCUGGGUGGGGGUGGGGGUGUGGGAGAGAGCUGGAGCUCUGUGCCCAACGGGGUUACCACCAUCUCCACUGGCCUCAACGGGGAGCCUCCGUCCAGUUUCGACCCGCUGCUCGCCACCCUGGACUCACUGUCUCUGGAGGGGGACGAGACAUGCUCUAACAGUGAGCUGUUCUCUGCUCUGGAGAACCUGGGUCUGAACGCAGAGGAUCUGGAGCUACUGCUGCUGGAUGAGAGGAUGAUCAGAGUGGAGAUGGAUCCGGACUACAUCCCCUCGCUCAACGACCUGCUCACCAACAACGAGAUCCUCGCCUACAUCCACGACUCGCUGGAGAACAAGACAGAGGAGGGCCAGGGUGGGGAUAGUCGCGUGUCCAUACCACAAACCUCAACCACAACCCAUCCCCCUGGCCCUAUCCUUAAUUCUGGCCUUAUCCUUAACCCUCAUACCCAAGCCGCCCGCACUAUGCAUAUCUCUACCUUCCACCCCCAAGCUCCUGCCCCUCAACCCAUGUUACCCCCUCACAGACUACCAAAACAGCCACCCAUAGUGCAGCUCUCCCAGCAGAUGCAGCAGCACCUCAACUUAGUAAAGCCCGUUCUGGCAAAAUACCCCUGGCCCCCGACACAAACAGACGUCCCCACGCCAAGCCAGCCAGACACCCUGCAGCACACGAACUCACUAACCUUGGUCCAUAAUGGUCACUGGCUUCCCCAGCAGCAGCAUAUGCUUGCGGGGCUGGAUGACCACUGCCACAGCCUUCACCCCCUGGUUAACAGUAAGACAUCCCAGCUGGGGCCUCACGGGGCCGGGCAGCUCAAACAACACCAGAACAACAUCCAUCUUCAGAGCCAGUGGCAGCAGCACAACCAGCACUUACAGGUCCAGCUUCAAUCUCCGUGUCAUUUCAAACAGCAGAAGGCUAGGAGCAGCAGCAGUGCCACUCUCAACGGGGUGGACCCUGAUCCCGAUUGGCAUAGUUCCAGCUACGACGACCAGUUGGGACUGACCGCUAAUGGAGCUAAUGGAGCCUGCACCGUCUCCUACCCCAACAGGCAUGCGGACACCCUCACACACGCUACAGAAGGAGAGGUCACUCAAACGGAUUACGGUAUGGGUGAUUUGACUACCGUGGGCAUGGUCAUGAACGGGGUUACGGUAGGGGGCAUAGGUCACUACCAGGGACAAGGUGGGGUGACCGCUAACCCCUCAGACCAUCUGGUGCAUCACAAACAACAUUCUCCACAGGUCCCAUCCACCUACUUCCCUCAGUACUCCACCACACAGAACUCUUUAGAUUACAUCCUGGGGCUGUCACAGCCUCAACUCACCAUGCCUACUCUGGACGCCUACGGCAUUUUGAAUAGCCCCGCUUCCCAGGAUGCCACUCUCUGCAAGAUGGAGAACGGCUGCAUCCUCAACGACACCAACGUGGCUUACACAGGGAGCUGUCUACUGCCCAAUGUGAACAGCCAGACAACCAGCGACAGUCUUCAGCCCGACGCCCUACAUACCCUGCCAGACCCACAGACUACUGGCUUCUACCUCUGAGAGGGGGUGUCAGGGCAAAGAGAGACCAUUGGACCAUUUUGUCAGGACAAGCGGGAGGGGGUGGCAUAAAAAAUAAAGAGAAGAGGAGAAACAAAAUAAGAAUUAAACUGAACUGUGGUUGUUAUGACUUUCUAUGUAAUGUUCUCUCCAUUUCAUUUGUGUUCGACGGACUCCGUACUCAGUGAAAGAGCUCAGGAUGGUGUCUCUCUGCACUCUGACAGUAGUUUCUCCACUGGCACACAGCUCUGGGGGGGGGGGGGGGUUGCAAUCUUCUCUUGUUACACUUUUUUUAUGAAGGUUAUGGUUGGUUGAGAGAGCAGCGAUUUCUUCACCACUUAAUAUCAUUGUUUUUCUUUAUGGGUGUACAAAAUAUGGUUUCUGACAAAGAUUAAGACUGUGUGCUACAGUACUGCGCUUCAAUACAGUGUAACUUGUUAAAGGAGGGAAUGUGGGUAUGGAAAGGAUGGAGAAGGAUUGUGAUGGAGAUUAAUAUGCAUUAUAUGAAGAAUGAUGAGACUGAUUGAUUGAAGGAGCUGGACAUCUGGAAUUAUUGUAAGGUAGGUUACAAGUGUUCUGUUCUGUGUGUUAUGUUUUGUGUCAUCUGCCCACAGAGAUGAAGAGGAAUUGAUUCAGGCCUAUCAUUUUGGUGUUGGUGAUCUGCGUGUUGGUAAAAGAGUAUUUCGGUCUUGCAUGUUAUUGAGAUUGAAUAUGUGAAACAGAUACCAUAUUAUGGUCAAAUGGCAUCUAAAUAUGAAGAGGGAGAGCAGAUUGGCGGAAGGGCUGACCGUUUUGGUGUUUAUUUUCAUGCUGCAUUUUUAGCCUGGAAGAAGGUUACAUUACCAGUAUAAUGUGUAUUUAUUUAAAUGGCACUCAAAUCAACCGAAGCAUUUUCUUGACCGGCUACAGUAUGAAAUCGCUCAGUAAAUUAAGUUCUGGAAUACAGCAGUACACCGCUUAAAUUCAGGAAGUAAACAAACAAAUUACAGAUCCAUCAUUCCUCAUUGAAAAGCUUUGAGGAAAAACUGAAAUUUGGAUUUUAGUUAAUUUCCUGAAUUGAAAUGAAAUUCAGCUAAACAAACUGUAUUCGAUGCCAAGAGGCAGAGGAAUGGGAACGAUCAUUUCAAUGGGCUUCCUCUCUUACAGGGCCCAAAGUGAUUCCAUCAUGGUCAUCGAUCACAGUGGUUCUCAAACCUCUCCUCGGGGACCCCCGGAAGAUUCACAAUUCUGUUGUAUCCCUGAACUAGCUCACUUGAUUCACUUAGACAAGGGCUCGGUGAUUAGCUGACAAGUUGAAUCAGCUGGGCUCGCUUUAGAAUAGAUCAAAGGUGUGGAAACAGGUGCUGGUCCCCAGGAGAGGUUUGAGAACCACUGUUGAAUCGCACUGAAAACAUUCCAUGAGUAUUGACUUGAUCAUUCUCAUGAGCAUUGAUACAAAAAACCAAAUGAGAGGACAAGUCUUUUAAAGAGAUUCUAUAUUGAAAAGGUGCAAUGUUGAAUGUGUUGUGUAUAUUGUAAAAGAGUUGUAAAAAAAAUAUCCUAUUACAGUAUUUUGUUGUAAAAAGUUCUGGAAAAUCAUUUUUAAUUAAUAUUGGUAGUGUUAGAAAACUGUGUCCUAAAUGGCACUCUAUUCUCUACAUAGUGCUAUACUUUUAACCAGAGCCCUAUGGGCCCUGGUCAAAAGUAGUGCACUAUAUAGGGAAUGUGGUGCCAUUUGGGAUGUAACUAAUUACAUAAAUGUCACAAUCAAACGCAUUUACUGACUUGCCUCUCUCUUUAUAUUUGUUUGUCUUUUUUUGUAUAGACGUUUCUUAUAUGAAAUAGAUUUAUUUCAAUCAACCAGGAGAUAUAUGUAAAAAUAAAAAAGCAAGGUGACAAUCAAUAACAACAAAAAAAACUGCUUAAUAAAAAAAACUGUUGUGUAAAUAGUUCAAGGCUAUUUUUAUUUUUUUGCAAGCACUACUUUUUAAAAGCACUGCUACAAGCAAUUUUUCUCUAGCACAAAAAGUAGGCUUGUAGAAAAUCAUUUUGGACUCUAUUAUAUGACCACAGUACCUACAGUUCUGUGUUUUAUUUCAAAGUCAUGUUUGGAGAACGUUUUGUGACUUAAACGAAUAUGGUGCCAUAGUGGUGACAUACUGCAGACUCACAUCCCAGAUUUGUGUUUUAUGUUUAUGAUAAAAUGUUGUCAUUGUUCUUUUUUUAUCACGUUGAAUUUAUUUUGACACACUCAAAGUUAUUGUAGAUGUAAAAAAUAAAAUAAAAAUCAGUUCAAAUAUAAAAUAUACUAUUUGUUCCUGGAAAUAAAGGAUUUGUGCAAUCACAGUUCAUUUUAAUCACA
This is a messenger RNA of Oncorhynchus gorbuscha (pink salmon), 6063 nucleotides long. Its product is annotated as aryl hydrocarbon receptor-like. The transcript is spliced from 13 exons. Gene Ontology annotation, molecular function: transcription cis-regulatory region binding; protein dimerization activity; nuclear receptor activity. Bases 657 to 3725 code for a protein of 1022 amino acids. Gene Ontology annotation, biological process: regulation of transcription by RNA polymerase II. The record is from RefSeq and is a predicted model, not a curated record. NCBI's taxonomy places the organism in Eukaryota, Metazoa, Chordata, Actinopteri, Salmoniformes, Salmonidae. Gene Ontology annotation, cellular component: nucleus; aryl hydrocarbon receptor complex.